Molecule: messenger RNA, 1103 nt
Organism: Eurytemora carolleeae
Lineage: Eukaryota; Metazoa; Arthropoda; Copepoda; Calanoida; Temoridae
Exons: 8
Coding region: 110-655 (181 amino acids)
Source: RefSeq, a predicted model, not a curated record
UCAAAAUAUAUUUUUUAGGAUACUGUGCAAUUAUGGAGCUGACCUAGAAGCAAGAGAUGGAGAGGGACAUACAGCACUAUGGUCGGCAGUACGAGAACAAAAAUAUGACAUGGUGAACUACCUCAUUAAUAAGGGGGCUAAGGUCUACUACGAGAAUAAUGAUGUAUCCUGUCCUCUUCAGUUGGCCUGCAAAAUUCCGUUACUUAAGGAGAGUGGAAAGGAAAUUGCUAGUCUUCUAGUUACCCAUGGAGCUAACUUAGAAUAUAGAGAUAGGGCGCUAAGAAAUACCUUGUUCUGGGUAGUGUACAACAACAGUAGAGAUCUAGCGUAUCACAUUAUUCAGUCUGGUGCUAGAAUUCAACCUUGGAGCUGGGUAGAGAAGGAGUACCUUCCUCAACAGAUCAGACAAGACAGAUUAUUAACAGAUCUGAUUGACUCCUCGUCCUCUCAACCCCAGAAACUUGUCCUCAUCACAAUCUGUAGGAUUCGAUAUAUUCUCUCCAGGAGUGUUGGUGGAAAGUCCAUUUUGAAAAGAAUCGAAGAGCUUCCUGUGGGUUUAGAAAUAAAGAAAAUAUUGAGACUGGAGUCUGCUACCAGUAGAAGAAAGGAAGAUAUAAAGAAGCUUCACAGACUCUGCUCAGAAACACAAGUUUAAACUAACCUAGGAGCAUUUAAAAAAAUCAAGAAAUACGACUCAGGUCUUAGCUGUCGUUGGGUCUUAUUUACGGCCUGAGCUGUCGGAAUUAAGUUGAAUCUAUUUUUCCACAGAGUUGAGUUCAUAAAACUGGUUUAAUAAUGUAUUUGGCGAAUUUUCAUUGUUGGAAUUGGCGCAUUUCCGGUUUUUUGAUGAGAACAAAACUCAACAUUUUAAAUCGCGGGCUAAGAGGUUAUAUCCCCCCCCUCCGUAUAAAAAUUCAAUAUCCAAUUUUACAAAAGGAAGGAAAAAUUCAUUCUUAUAAUCUCUAAGUAAAAAAUAAAUUAAAAGAUUUUUCGAAUGAAAAUAGAAAUAAUUAUAAGAUAAAAAUAAUGCUUUGGCUUAAGACUCAAAUUCAACUUCCGAGAGUUAUUAUAUAUUAUAAUAUUAAUAACAAUAAUAAUAAUAA